Messenger RNA from Nomascus leucogenys (northern white-cheeked gibbon), 4548 nucleotides. NCBI's taxonomy places the organism in Eukaryota, Metazoa, Chordata, Mammalia, Primates, Hylobatidae. The record is from RefSeq and is a predicted model, not a curated record.
GUCUCGUGUGCGCCCCACAACGCGGGAACUAGGCGAACGCUCCACGCUCCUCCCCUCCUUUCCCCUCGCGCAGCGUCCUGCGCGCAUGCGCUUCGCAGCUUCUCUCGCCGCCGCGCCCCCAGCUGCCCUGGUUACAGUUGGUGUUUGCGAAUUCUCUGCGGCGCCUUCUUCGCGGAACUCCACCCGCGGUUCCAUAUGCGCGCGCCUGCGCCACGUGGGCCGAGGUUCCGUUGCGGCUGCUGGCCGGCGGCUGAGCCGGGAGAAAGGAGCUGCGGCCACCAUUCGCCCUACCUCUGCGCCUCGGGGCGGGCGCGCCGGUAAAAAUGGCGAAAUGGGGGUAGUCGGCGCUGGACCUGAAGAGAUUGGGCGCGCAGGUGGGGCGGUUGUCAGAGCCCCCUGACGUGGGCGCCGGGCUUUUAUCGGCGGUUUGAUCUGGCGACCUCGGGCCGGCGCCUAAGAGGUCAGACUACGGAGCCUGUGGGUCGCCAACGGCCCCGCCGAGAGCCGGAGGCAAUGGAUGAACAGAGCGUGGAGAUCAUUGCUGAGGUUUUCCGAUGUUUCAUCUGUAUGGAGAAAUUGCGGGAUGCACGCCUGUGUCCUCAUUGCUCCAAGCUGUGUUGUUUCAGCUGUAUUAGGCGCUGGCUGACAGAGCAGAGAGCUCAAUGUCCUCAUUGCCGUGCUCCACUCCAGCUACGAGAACUAGUAAAUUGUCGUUGGGCAGAAGAAAUAACACAACAGCUUGAUACUCUUCAACUCUGCAGUCUCACCAAACAUGAAGAAAAUGAAAAGGAUAAAUGUGAAAAUCACCAUGAAAAACUUAGUGUAUUUUGCUGGACUUGUAAGAAGUGUAUCUGCCAUCAGUGUGCACUUUGGGAAGGAAUGCAUGGCGGACAUACCUUUAAACCUUUGGCAGAAAUUUAUGAGCAACAUGUCACUAAAGUGAAUGAAGAGGUAGCCAAACUUCGUCGGCGUCUCAUGGAACUGAUCAGCUUAGUUCAAGAAGUGGAAAGGAACGUAGAAGCUGUAAGAAAUGCAAAAGAUGAGCGUGUUCGGGAAAUUAGGAAUGCAGUGGAGAUGAUGAUUGCACGGUUAGACACACAGCUGAAGAAUAAGCUUAUAACACUGAUGGGUCAGAAGACAUCUCUAACCCAAGAAACAGAGCUUUUGGAAUCCUUACUUCAGGAGGUGGAGCACCAGUUGCGGUCUUGUAGUAAGAGUGAGUUGAUAUCUAAGAGCUCAGAGAUCCUUAUGAUGUUUCAGCAAGUUCAUCGGAAGCCCAUGGCAUCUUUUGUUACCACUCCUGUUCCACCAGACUUUACCAGUGAAUUAGUGCCAUCUUACGAUUCAGCUACUUUUGUUUUAGAGAAUUUCAGCACUUUGCGUCAGAGAGCAGAUCCUGUUUACAGUCCACCUCUUCAAGUUUCAGGACUUUGCUGGAGGUUAAAAGUUUACCCAGAUGGAAAUGGAGUUGUGCGAGGUUACUACUUAUCUGUGUUUCUGGAACUCUCAGCUGGCUUGCCUGAAACUUCUAAAUAUGAAUAUCGUGUAGAGAUGGUUCACCAAUCCUGUAAUGAUCCUACAAAAAAUAUCAUUCGAGAAUUUGCAUCUGACUUUGAAGUUGGAGAAUGCUGGGGCUAUAAUAGAUUUUUCCGUUUGGACUUACUUGCAAAUGAAGGAUACUUGAAUCCACAAAAUGAUACAGUGAUUUUAAGGUUUCAGGUACGUUCACCAACUUUCUUUCAAAAAUCCCGGGACCAGCAUUGGUACAUUACUCAGUUGGAAGCUGCACAGACUAGUUAUAUCCAACAAAUAAACAACCUUAAAGAGAGACUUACUAUUGAGCUGUCUCGAACUCAGAAGUCAAGAGAUUUGUCACCACCAGAUAACCAUCUUAGCCCCCAAAAUGAUGAUGCUCCAGAGACACGAGCUAAGAAGUCUGCAUGCUCUGACAUGCUUCUCGAGGGUGGUCCUACUACAGCUUCUAUAAGAGAGGUCAAAGAGGAUGAAGAAGAUGAGGAGAAGAUUCAGAAUGAAGAUUAUCAUCACGAGCUUUCAGAUGGAGAUCUGGAUCUGGAUCUUGUUUAUGAGGAUGAAGUAAAUCAGCUCGAUGGCAGCAGUUCCUCUGCUAGUUCCACAGCAACAAGUAAUACAGAAGAAAAUGAUAUUGAUGAAGAAACUAUGUCUGGAGAAAAUGAUGUGGAAUAUAACAACAUGGAAUUAGAAGAGGGAGAACUCAUGGAAGAUGCAGCUGCUGCAGGACCCGCAGGUAGUAGCCAUGGUUAUGUGGGUUCCAGUAGUAGAAUAUCAAGAAGAACACAUUUAUGCUCUGCUGCUACCAGUAGUUUACUAGACAUUGAUCCAUUAAUUUUAAUACAUUUGUUGGACCUUAAGGACCGGAGCAGUAUAGAAAAUUUGUGGAGCUUACAGCCUCGCCCACCUGCUUCACUUCUGCAGCCCACAGCAUCGUAUUCUCGAAAAGAUAAAGACCAAAGGAAGCAGCAGGCAAUGUGGCGAGUGCCCUCUGAUUUAAAGAUGCUAAAAAGACUCAAAACUCAAAUGGCCGAAGUUCGAUGUAUGAAAACUGAUGUAAAGAAUACACUUUCAGAAAUAAAAAGCAGCAGUGCUGCUUCUGGAGACAUGCAGACAAGCCUUUUUUCUGCUGACCAGGCAGCUCUGGCUGCAUGUGGAACUGAAAACUCUGGCAGAUUACAGGAUUUGGGAAUGGAACUCCUGGCAAAGUCAUCAGUUGCCAAUUGUUACAUACGAAACUCCACAAAUAAGAGGAGUAAUUCACCUAAGCCAGCUCGAUCCAGUGUAGCAGGUAGUCUAUCACUUCGAAGAGCAGUGGACCCUGGAGAAAAUAGUCGUUCAAAGGGAGACUGUCAGACUCUAUCUGAAGGCUCCCCAGGAAGCUCUCAGUCUGGGAGCAGGCACAGUUCUCCCCGAGCCUUGAUACAUGGCAGUAUCGGUGAUAUUCUGCCAAAAACUGAAGACCGGCAGUGUAAAGCUUUGGAUUCAGAUGCUGUUGUGGUUGCAGUUUUCAGUGGCUUGCCUGCUGUUGAGAAAAGGAGGAAAAUGGUCACGUUGGGGGUUAAUGCUAAAGGAGGUCAUCUGGAAGGACUGCAGAUGACUGAUUUGGAAAAUAAUUCUGAAACUGGAGAGUUACAGCCUGUACUACCUGAAGGAGCUUCAGCUGCCCCUGAAGAAGGAAUGAGUAGCGACAGUGACAUUGAAUGUGACACUGAGAAUGAGGAGCAGGAAGAGCACACCAGCGUGGAUACACAUUCCAGUUUUCCUGAUGGUGAACAAAUAGGCCCUGAAGAUCUCAGCUUCAAUACAGAUGAAAAUAGUGGAAGGUAAUUGCCAAAUCAAGAGAACUGACUUGCAAGCUACCUUGACCCUGAAUUUUGCUGUAGUUGGUGCUCAAAUUUGUCAUCAGUCAGAUAAUCAGAUUUGGUCUUAUUUUUUCAUUAUCUCGACCUAUUGAAAUAGUAAUUUGGAAACUGUUGGAAGGUGGCACAGUUUAGUCUAAGACAGCAGUAGUACAUGGGAAAAACAGUAUGGGAAGAGUUCUUUGUAUUGUAAGGAAAUAACAAUGUAGUUCUCUAUUAAUUUAGCAAAUUUGUACAUUCACAAAAGGCAGUUUGUCUACUACAGCAGAAGGCUGGUUAACUGCCAGAAAAUGUACCUCCAGGCCCUGCAUGCCGUCAGUAACCCGCCCGGCAUUGGUGCUCUACUGUCUUUGGCUAGAGCUUAGUUGUGUUUAAAUAAUCAUCUUUAUAUUUGGGGUUCUAAUUACAGUUUAAUUACAGUUCCGUUAGUGCCUGUAGAUUAGUGAACAAUUGCUUUUGAAGAGAUUCUGCCCUGUAGACACUUUAUGUGAAUAACUGAAGUAACACUAGACUGAAUCUCCUUUUUGGAGUAUGUAUCUUCUCUCACUUGUUCAAGUACAGGCACACUGUUUAACCACAUGGAAUCUUUCUGUUGUGUGACUUCUACAAAUGUAAUUUUAAAUGAAUUAAGUCAACGUGGAUUCAUUACGUUCCUGGUCCUGUAGACACAUGUAAUAUUAUUUAAAAUUCUUUCAUUUUUUUUCUGCCUCUUACUAUACGACUGUAGUGCAACAAAUAUUUUAAAGCCCCCUUUUCUUCUUUAUUUUCAUUAGUUGUACAUCGAUUUCAGUGUCAACACAUUUAAAGAUUCAUUCGUGUUGCACAGUGGCUUACAUGAACGUGAAACUGUGAUACAAGGUGUUCUUUCAUACUCAUAAUUAGCCCAAAACAGUUGCCAAACUUUGCCAUUGUGCUCCUGCGUUUGUGUUUGAGCUGCUAUAUAUUUGUGAAAAUUACACUGAAAGUUGACUAAGAGACUAUUGAAAAAGCAUGAAUAAUUAAGUAUCAUGUGAGAGACAUCUCAUCUGCUGUUUUUUACUUAGUGAAUAUUGUUCACUCUUCCGUGUCUGAUGUCUUGCUGAAUGCUGUGACUCAUAGUUUACUUUUGUUCAAAAUAGUUUGCACUUUUUGUUAAUAAAAUCAACUUGAGAAAAUA